CAGACGUUUAGCCAAAGACCUCGAACCCGCCACUGGGACCGUGAGGUUUGGGAUGCUGCAGGUCAUCUCUGACCCCCGCCGGAGGAUGUCUCUCUCCAGCACAUGGUAUCUGAUUUUGGGGCUCGUCACCCUUUGCCUGGGAGUCUGGGGGGAAGUGGGAAACUUUUCGUCCUGUCCCCAAUUCUUCUACAAGGGCCACCCCCCGAAAGGACUGGGGGGAGAGGGGUGCCCCCAGAUCUGCCAGCGCUACCACAACAAGUAUCAUUUCGCCAGCCUGUACCACAGGGAGCACCGCACUCCUCUGUACUCUGCGUAUGUGCUCAGCGCAGGGGGCAGGAAGAGACCCAAAAAUACAUGGAAGUACGAACCACAGCUGGCCAACUCCAAAGCCGAACCAGAGAUGCAGCCGUUUCCUGCUGGACCGGUGGAUCAGAACGUGGUGGAGAGUCAGGCGGUGCUGAGGGACUACUUCAAUUCGUCUUACACCAAGGGUCACCUGAGCCCCAACCAGCACUUCCGAGAGGAGCAGGAUAAGAAGGCCACCUUCACCCUCACUAACAUCGUGCCUCAGAAGGCCGGCUCCAACUCAGGCCCCUGGGCCACGCUGGAGAGCACGGUUCGCAAGCUGCUGAGCGACUACUGCACGGGUCAGGCGUACAUCGUGACGGGGGUGAUGCCCUACGUCUCUGGCCGUUGGAUAAAUAACCGCGUGGCUGUGCCGGAGUACCUGUGGUCGGCCUACUGCUGCCCUUCCUUCAACACCAGCCUCCCCGCCCAGCUCAGCGAUUUCUUCCCCACGUACGCCGCCAUUGGCCGCAACGACCCCCUCAGCGGCCAGGACAUCGUUCCCGUAAACACCCAUGCCAAGAGGUCCGUCUGGGGCUAUGACGUGAGGCGCAUGCCCCUGAGGACGAUGGAGAUGUACCUACAGCAGCGGAUGGGCAGGCCUGUCAGUGUGUUUCACAGUGAAUGCUCUCAAGAGAACGGGGGCAUGCAGUAAGACCGUGUGCAACUCCCAUCUGUAGCUGAAUACUGGUAUUUUCUUGGCUGUUAUUUGCCAAACUGAAGUGCUCUUUGAUUUCUGUUGCUGCAACCUCAAUUUACAACUACAUCUCAUUAAAUGUGU
Molecule: messenger RNA, 1126 nt
Organism: Megalops cyprinoides (Indo-Pacific tarpon)
Lineage: Eukaryota; Metazoa; Chordata; Actinopteri; Elopiformes; Megalopidae
Product: endonuclease domain-containing 1 protein-like
Exons: 2
Coding region: 53-1000 (315 amino acids)
Molecular function (GO): hydrolase activity; nucleic acid binding; metal ion binding
Source: RefSeq, a predicted model, not a curated record